CCCGCCCCCCGUGACGUCACGUAUGUACACCAGGAACCCGGAAGCGAAGCAUGAAGAUGGGGUCGAGGGUAGACUUGUCUGGCGUUGAUACUAAGCAAAGUACGAUGUAAUGUUUCCAACAGUCGCGACGGAAACAUGGGAAUGUAUUUCACAAGUGGUCUACUUUUCUUCGUCCUUGCAACAACGGCGUUUGGAGACGAUGGGGAGGUGACAUUCGUAUCAGAAUUGUCAUCCAAGCCCGCUCAGAAGCUCUCAAGGUAUGGUUGGUACGGUAACGUAAGGUUGCAGAGGUUUCAUAUACCUGAGGAGACCGCCGUCGCCCGCUGGCUGUUCACCGUCACCAAGGGCCACAGCUUUCACUGCAGGCAGCGUAAUGUCACCAUCCACAUUCGGCAGGGGGCUCCUCCGGUGAUAAACCCGGCUGGCACAGCGUUUCCAAAUGCAACGCUGUUGAGUCCUUCUCUCACCCUGACCCUCCCAGUGACCUCGCUCAGCUCGACAACGUUCAACCUGUCUAAUCCUGCACCCGGGGACUGGUUUGUCGCUGCCCACUUGCCAGAAGACGACGGGCGCAUUGAGCAGAAGGGCUUCCCGUCCUGCUCCUAUUUAUUCCAGCCUCGGCUGUCAAUCAGAAGGGCAGUUGACACACCCAUUUUACAGCGGGGACUGCCGCUGCAACAGACUGUGACCUCAAACAACCCGGCACGCCUUAAGUUGUACGUUCCACAGUUUGCCUCCUCUCUCUCUGUGUCUGUGGAUGAUUGUGCACCAGUGGAGGGCACAGGAAGUGAAAGCUGUUCACUGGUCCUCAGCCUGGGCUCAGAUUCACUGGCGGAUGGCCCGGUUCAAGUGAACUGCUCAAGGAGCCGCUGCUCUGCUUCUCUCACCAACCCACCUUGGGACACCUGGUUACGAGUUUUCGUGGCGAGUGUUCAGAACAACCAGACCGUGACCUUUGGCAUCAUAUCAAACUACGAAGUGGGGUGUAAGCCACAAAGCGUGGGUCUUGCAGCAGAUAAUAACAGCAAUCUCGGCAGCAACAGCAACUCCUCAGCAGCCAACAGCUCCAAUGAAUCUCUGCCUUUGAUGCCGUCCACAUGUCUGCGGAGCGUCCCGGUGCUCUACGAGGAAGCCGACAUUCUGUCGCUCAGAUUCACCCCAGUUAACGGACCCAAUGUCAGCGUGGCGACGACGCAACCGACACUCCUAACAUACCCGCUGCCGGCACAAGCCACAGGCGGCACGCUCAACUUGAAGCUCACGCUGAACACUACUAAUGCAACACUGGGGAACAGUAGUACUGUGGUGGCCUGCCUCUCUCCCCGAGCACCUGUCCUUGAACUCAGCUCUCAACCAUGUCGCACAGCUCUGUUCGGAGGGUACGGUGUUAGUGUGAACGCCAGCUCUCCCAAAGCCGUGGUGCACCUGCCUUUCCCGCUAUCAACAACAUGGUACCUCACUCUGCAGCUCACGUGCAACAGCAGUGACUGUGGGAAUGUGUCCGUGGUCCCAGAGGUUUUUGUCAGUGCCUGUGUGGAGGACUGCGGCACAUUUGGAGAAUGUAGACUGCUGAGCUCCUACACCUACCUGUACACAGCCUGUUCGUGCAAGGCUGGCUGGAGAGGUUGGGGCUGCACAGACAACUCCACGGCUCUGUCACUCAGCCGCCAGUUGUCGGCCACCCUGCUGCUCACGCUCAGUAACCUCUCCUUCCUGCCGGCGAUUGUGGUGGCCGUCCGACGCUUGUACAUCACAGAGGCUUCCGUCUACCUCUUCACCAUGUUCUUCUCUACAUUCUACCACGCCUGUGACCAGCCAGGCGCAGCCGUCCUGUGCAUAAUGAGGUACGACACCCUCCAGUACUGCGACUUCCUGGGCUCCAUCUGUUCCAUCUGGGUCACCAUCCUGUGCAUGGCUCGUGUCAUGGACACACUCAAAUAUACUCUGUUCCUGCUUGGGGCUCUGCUGAUAGCCAUGUCGCUGCAGCUGGACCGCAAAGGUCUGUGGAACCUGCUGGGCCCCGUCCUCUGUGCCAUACUCUUCAUGGUGGCUGCUUGGAUAUACCGAGGGGUGCAACGCCGCCAUUGUUACCCCCCAUCCUGGCAGAGAUGGGUAUUCUACCUUAUCCCCGGGGCGCUGUGCGCUCUCAUCGGGGUGUGUUUGUACAUUUUUGCCGAGACGGAGGCCAACUACUACUACACGCACUCCCUGUGGCACAUCCUGGUGGCCACCUGCGUGGUGUUCCUGCUGCCUCCCCGUGAGAAGAACCUGGUUGCCAUCGGCUGGUCCAAGGGGUGGAGGCUCAAUUGGAAUUGGGACUGGAGUCCUCGAGUGUGUGGAUACACACUGUGCCCGAGCAGCAAAGACGAGCUCGACACGGUCACGUAACACUCGCACACUUGUCACAUUGAUUCUGUGCAACUGCUGCAGAGAUCACAGAAGACGCACUGGAGCAUCUGCUUCUGGCAUCUUUGUCAUGUACUUUAGCCGUUGGGAAGCUCGCGUUCACACAUUGGCGCUCGGGGAAAAAAAAAAAAAAAAAAAAAGCAACUUUGCAAACCUCCUAAAACCUUUGACCUCGUGACCAGAAGUUUGUGCAUAGUUUACGAAGGCGGCUCAGUGAAGUCCUACGUGAAGUCUACUCACCACAUUUAAAGCUUUCUUGUAUCCAAUUCCGAUCCCAGGUUUUAUUUUUGCAAACUUUCUCACCAUGUUUUUGCCACGAUGUCAUCCUGUCAAGUGAGUUCCCAUGUGUCAGCUGCACUGUACCACUUUUUCUUUUCUAUUGAUUUCAUUUUCAAGCACUUUGUGUGUGUAUGUGAUUUCCUUAAAAAAACAUAAUGAAUGUACUGUAGAUGCAUAUAUCGUUGUGUGCCUCACCCCCUUUUUUCAGUGUGUUUUUUUUAAAUGUUUUUCUUAUGCAAUAUGUGCAUUGCUCCUUUUCUUGGCUCGCGUCUCCCUUCAAAUGUCUACUUCAUAUUUAUAAGAGUAAGAAAUACAUAGAGAGAGACCAGGUUGCCUCGUUUUGCAUGUGUUUGACUUACAAACCUAGCAAAAAUAAAUAUGUUGUCACCAGUAUUGUGUUUUUGUAUUGCUCUGUACUGCAAUGUUUAACACGCAUACAUAACGGCAGUGGAUAGGAGUAGAUUAUCAUAAUCCUUAGAAACGUGGAAAGUGUGUGAAGUGCUGAAACACUGCGUGUGUGCGUGCAUGUGAGAUGCAGUAGCUUGAAUCCAUUAGUAAAUUUGAUACUCAGAUCCUGCAAAGCUGAGCGAGUGCAAAAGGACACACCAUGGCUUCAUACUUCGUGCAAUGUUGAGGUUAAAG
Messenger RNA from Dunckerocampus dactyliophorus (ringed pipefish), 3327 nucleotides. RefSeq names its product post-glycosylphosphatidylinositol attachment to proteins 6 (gene pgap6). Gene Ontology annotation, cellular component: plasma membrane. The transcript is spliced from 13 exons. The record is from RefSeq and is a predicted model, not a curated record. The coding region runs from base 136 to 2388 and encodes 750 amino acids. NCBI's taxonomy places the organism in Eukaryota, Metazoa, Chordata, Actinopteri, Syngnathiformes, Syngnathidae.